GGGUCCCGGAGUGUGUGCGCGUGUGCCUGUGUGUCUCUGUGUGUGCACACCUCCCCCGGAGGUGCUCCCCUCCACCUGCCCCUCCAGGCUGGCCGGUCACGCCCUCUUCAGCCACCCGGUUGUCCCCGGUCAGGGGUGGAUGUCUGGUGAUGUCUUCGUGGCGCUGCUGGAAUCGGAGUGGUGGCUUCGCCUGGGGCUCCGUCCCUCCACCUUUGCGUCUGUGGGGCCACUGCCCUCGACACAGUUCAGUUUCCAGACGAUGCGUGAUUCCUGCCCUUUGUUUACUUCAUUUCACGAUAAGGAGCCGAUGCUCGUAUGCCCUCCCACGGUGACCAGACAGACCGCCCGGCCGGCGUGUGGAGUGUGGGUUACGUGUGAGCAUGACUGUGCCCUCGGGCCCCUCGGGCCCCUCGUGCUCUCUGACGCUUCUGCCCAGUCUCUCCCCCAGAGCCUGUCCUUUCAGACCUUGCUCCUGAGAGGAGAUCACUUUCAACUCCAACUUUUCUUUUCACUUUUCUUUGGGCUUGUCAAUGAGACAGAUUCGAUUCAGGUUUGACGGACAACCAAUUAGUGAAACGGACACCCCAGCGCAGGUAGGAGAGCCGGCCCCGCCUGUGUUGGAGGGCUUCUUCCGACCUGCGUGUCACAACCGCCACGUGGAAUGCUUGCAUCUGAGAGUCACCCAUUGCUUCUCACCUAGAAAAAAUACCUUACAUUUUCUUUCUUUCUUUUUUUUUUUGGCCGCACCAGGUGGCUUGCGGGAUCCUAGUUCCCCAAACCUGGGCCCUCGGCAGCGGAAAUGCAGAAUCCUAACCACUGGACCACCAGGGAAUACCCACCUUACCUUUUAUUUUCUUUAUUUAUCAAAAAAAUUUUUUUUUUUUUUGGCUGUGCUCUGCGGCAUGUGGGGUCUCAGUUCCCCGACCAGGGAUCGAACCUGUGACCCCUGCAGUGGAAGCGUGGAGUCCUAACCACUGGACCGCCAGCAAAGUCCCUACAUUUCCUUAAUGGCUUUAAUUAUUAGAUCAUUUGAUUUUGUAAUUUUGAGGUUCGGUUUUCCAACGAGGAAAAUGUCCUUUGUCGGCCUCUUCUGUGUUGGGAGAAGGAGCAGGAAGGCUGGGUGCCCGGCAGAGGUGGUCCAGAGACAGGGACAAGGCCUGGGCCUGCCCAUCCCGCCGCCGUCUGCAGGCUCCGGGCGAGCCGGGCACGUGCGGUCUCCAGCCACUGGUAGCCUGGAUACCGGGUCUGCAACGUUAGCCAGUUUGUACUUUUCAGUAAAACUUUAUAGAGACUUGUUUACUUGUUAACAGGACUUAGUGUGUCUAUCAGGUCAAGUCCCUAAUGUUGACCGUUCCUUUGUUAGGGGAGGCUUGGGGAAUAAGCGGGCUUGUUGGAAACCCACAGCUCAGCCUCUGUCCCCGGGUGCCCACCGAGGGCAGGCUCGGGGCUUAGGCACCUCAGGGUGGUGUCCCUGGCGUGGGCGGGGGCAGCUCCGAGACCCUGGUGCUCAGCGGGGUGGGACCCCUUCCCGUGACGCGAGG
Molecule: messenger RNA, 1541 nt
Organism: Physeter macrocephalus (sperm whale)
Lineage: Eukaryota; Metazoa; Chordata; Mammalia; Artiodactyla; Physeteridae
Gene: SUMO3
Product: small ubiquitin like modifier 3
Exons: 3
Coding region: 140-556 (138 amino acids)
Biological process (GO): protein sumoylation
Cellular component (GO): nucleus
Molecular function (GO): protein tag activity; ubiquitin-like protein ligase binding
Source: RefSeq, a predicted model, not a curated record